CUCAAAAAGUCAGUUCAACGUGAAUGUCAGCGGUCCAAGAAGUAGGCCUAGGAUCUCAAAAACUACUUAGUUGGUUUAGCUUUCGUAUUUGAGUACUUAUUCAUGAAUAUCUUCUUUAUCACAUAACCAGCUCGAAUUGUAUGAAUUGAUAUUCGAUGAGUUGUACAGUUUUCUGCUUGAAACAUUUUGGGUAAGCACCUAUGCGACUAUCCGCUUGGAGAUCGGCGGGCACCUCGAUCGGAGCCGCCCCUCUGGCGGUGCUGCUCCAGCAGGCACAAUGUUGGUAAAUUCUAUUGGAGGCUUGUCCGAGCUGUAAUCCGGGACAGCAAGAAUCCACAACGCGAACGCACGCUCAAGAACAAGACCGGUCGUAUUCGACGGUGGAAACUACUAGGCACGCCGUCUCGAAACACCAGUGGGCUGUCAAAUAAGAGUAGUGACGAGUUGUUACGUCGUCGGAGAGGGGGCGAUCGUAGAAAGUCGUUGAGCCAUUUGCGUUUGGACGUAACACCGCGGACCAGCAAAAGGAGCUAUCUUCAGUGACAGUGAAGUAUCGAAAACCGUGAAAGAAAGAAUUUCGACUUCUCACUUACUACGUAGAAGGAAUUCCGCCGCUGAUUGUAUUUUUGUAGCUUAGGCCGAAAAAACAAGUGAACGAGAUUUAGUUUGUAAACGAGGCCUGCUGCAGCACUAGAGAGGAGCCUGCUUCGACAGACAUCGCGCCGAAUCAUAAACCGCGACAAGCGACUCAUCCUGUUCAAGAAAGCUGGAAGCACUGUACGGCUUCUUCCUCUUCUUGGCACCGAAAAGCUGUUCGUAAUUCGCGACGAAUCGCAAUCAACAAGGACAAGAUGAUCCGUCCUGGCAGUUCUUUGUCGAAGCAGAAAAAGCGCGUGAGCGUGCCUGCUGCGAAAGCCAAUCCUCCCGGCAAAAAGACAGAGGUACUUCUUUUUACAUCCAGAUUAGUACUAUCAGAGUAGUUUAUAGCACGCAUGGUGCAUGGAGUGCAUGGAGCGCAGAGCUUUAAGGGGCGCAAGAAGCUCCCCCUUUAGCUCCAUGCUACUCCAUGUGAUCCAUGCACUCUAUGCCGUGCGCGCUGUGAAUCCUUAUAAAUUGCUCUGUACUAUUAAUUCAGAUGUACAUUGUACAACUACUUACAACCUACUUCUACUCCGUCGAAGCCGUAUAUUGUCUGAUUUCUGCAUGCGCAUCAUGAUCAUAUAACGAGGUGGAUUUACAGAGUAGUCCUAUGCAUAGAAGAACCAUCUGAUUUGAUUGACUAUGAAAUACACAACUUCUGCGUAACUUAGUUGUCGCGUCCAAACGUCCACGAAUAUUUGGAAAAAUGCGAUUACGUUGGUGCAAUGACAAUACUGUCAUUCGACAAGAAGACAGGCGGAGAGAACAUACCGAUGUGGCUUGCCUACGCCGCGUUUCACAACGGGGACUACAAAGUCGCUCUUGAAAACUACGAGGAAAUCAUCGCAAAGCACAAAAGCGUGGGUAAUUUUCCAGAGAGUCUUCCACUUAUAAUAGGUAAAUAUAUUAAACAAUUUCAUCUGAAAGUAAUUAUUAAGUAACCUCCUCCUUUAGCAGGCUUUUUGUACGAUUUUCCCCGUCUCUCUGAGGUGUGCUGCAGAUCUAGACUGGUUUCUCCCUUUCUAUAAGGUUGAGGCUUAGGCUCAGCGGCGCUCAAAGCACUAAAUAAAACAACCGGUUAGUUUUUACCUCUAGAGUUUAGCCCUUUCAGCAACAUAUUAGACGCUCGGCGUCAAUCCUUCGUACGCUCACCACUAGAUCAUCAUCAUCAUCAUCAUUAUCGACUAUUUUUGAGUCUCGCUGUAUUCUGUAGAAAUUUAUUUCAGGAAAAACAACGACCUACAAUCUAGUCCUUUCCUCAUUAUGUCAGGAAAAACCUUCGAUCCGGCGAUCCAUCUGUAUUGUGCAUGUUGCCACUAUGCGCUGACGCAGUAUGAACAAGCGGAAACCUGUGCGCAUUUAUGCGAUGUUGACAGUCCCCUGAAGAGAAGGAUACUUUUUCACGUCGCACAUAAGCGCAAUAACGAGUCACUUAUGAUGCAGAUGCACUCGACACUAGGGGACUCCUGUGAGGACCAGAUGUACUUACUUACAACGCAUCUGUACAUAGAUACCUCUACCUGACGGACAGAGAGGUUCUUCGUUAACCUUUCAUUUCCUAUAUAUUGAUAUAUAUAUAUAAUAUCCUUUCAUUUUUUUUUGAUUAAGAAAAAAAAUUCGUUCUUGAAUAAGGAAGUAUUUAUACUUUCGAUUUGUGAACAUAAUUUUGGUUAAUUCUACCACAGGUGCCUUGCAGCAGUGCAGUUUCUUCGCUCGCAUUUUCAGGAGGCUACUGAUAUCUACAAGCGGAUCUUGGUGGACAACAGGGUUAUGGUAUAAUGCGUGAGCCACUAGGAGCUAGGUUCAGGUUCUUCAUAGUCCUCCUUGAGGAAUGGUUUGCUGAGCGUACUUAGAUCAUCCAACGGAGCCUUUAACGACAGCCUCACCACACGUAUGUGCUGUGUAUAAUUGUCCCAGACGUAUCGUCUUCUGGUCUCUGAAGAAGGUCAGGCACUCGCGAUAUGGAUAUCAGGUCCGCCUCAGGGUUCUCUUUCUAAUCAUGAGCAUCUAGCAAUCAACGUGUAUAUAGCAGGUUGCUACUACAAGCUGGACUACUACGAUGUGGCGAUCGAGAUUCUGCAGACCUACCUGGCAACGCAGCCGGACAGUAUUACUGGCGUGAACUUGAAAGCUUGUGCGCACUACCAGUUGUACUUAUGCCUGGAAAAAUGCUGGGUGAAUACAAGUUUUAAUCAACAUUUUCGCUCGAACGAACCUACAUGAACAACUAUUCCUCGGCCCUAUCAAAGAAUACAAUAUAGAUAUAUAGCAGGAUUCUCGUUUCCACCUCGUUGUUAUCGUUGAUCCGAUUGCGCUCUUGUUGAGGAGUACUUCAGGAUCAUCAUUCUCAACUACUUAUCAUCUACGUCUAGAAAACUCGACUGAAUUGAAAAUAGUUUCUCCCAAGGAACAAGCACUCAUUAGAUUUCUGUGGUCGAUCAUCGAUCCCGUUCCCGUCUUGCGCUUCCUCUUUCAUAUCGCAAUGGGAAAGCAGCAGAAGCUGAGUUGAAGGUGUUACAGCAGCAGACCGAUACUGCGGUAUUUCAAGACCAUGACCUGUUGCGGCAUAACAUAUGCGUCUUUCGAAACGGCGAAAGCGCGAUGCAGGUGCUGCCGCCACUCCUGGACGUAAUUCCAGAGGCCCGACUGAAUCUCGUCAUCUAUUAUCUGAAGUUCAGCCAGGACUACGAGGAAGCCUAUAACUUGAUUAAAGACCUCGAGCCCUCUAUUCCUCGGGAGUACAUACUCAAGGGUGUGGUCUACGCCUGCUUAGGUACUUACAAGAACGUGGCUCUUUGACAGGAUGAAGACAAACUCUAAGAUCUUGCCGUUGAUAACCUUUUAUUUAAGUACACCUUGUUGACUGGUGCUCUAUCUACUUUGAUCAUGAAGCAAAUGAAUUUUCAGAUUCUCGUCUGUUUGACGGGAACCCUAUUAUUCGAUUUGAAUGACUGUGUAAGUUGUUGAAAAAAUGCACCACGAAGACCACGAUUGGAGGUACAAGAAUUUGUCAUAAACCUUAACUUGAAGCCGUUUCUUUCCCUCGUUCUUGUCAUCUCCUAGGUCAAAAAACGGGGUCGCGGGAGCAUUUGAAAAUCGCGCAAGGGUUAUUUCAACUGGUGGGAGCUAGUGCCUCUGAAUGCGACACGAUACCCGGAAGACAGUGCAUGGCCAGCUGCUUCUUUUUACUAAAACAAUUUGAGGACGUCCUAGUCUACCUGAAGUCCAUCAAGGCCUACUUCUCAACUGACGAUGACUUCAACUGGAAUUACGGUACUAGCUAUUUUUUGACUUCUUGUGCAUUUUUUUUUGAGCUCUACUACGAAGGUCGAGCGGCUUAGAGGGUGCAAAAACAGCAUAGAUUACCUAGUACUAAGUGCAGCGAAUAAAUUCUCAGGUAUGUUUAAGUUCAAUGUGCAAGCCACUUAUGUACUGAUAUUGUAACUUUCAUUUCAGCCACGAGACCUCUCGCUCUCUCACUUGCCAAAAAACCAAGUGUUUUUUUUUAAACAAGUUGUAUGUUAUAUUACAUAGAGGAUGAAAUGCAACGAACUCUGAAGUUCUUCAGGUAUCACCUGUGCCAAUGUUGGAGAGUAUAAGGAGGCAAAGGAGGCCUUUCAGAUGAUACAGACGGAAAAGUAUAGAAGUGAGUUCACCUUCUUAAGCUGGCUCGCACGAUGUUACAUCAUGAACGGCGAACCUCAGUAUGCCUGGGAGACGUACGUGCGCAUGGACACCAAUAACGACAUUAUGAUUGAUUUUGAUAUUUUCGAACGAAGAACAAAUUGGACCAGACAGUGUAGGAGGUGUACCCUUUGAAAUAUUACAGCUUCUUGUCAAAAAUCAAGAGAAGGCUACAACUCAUCGAUUGAACCCCUUAAAUAGCUUUACUUUUUUCGCUCUAUCAAAACAAUUAAAAACAGGAAGAUUAAAAUUAAAUGUGUUGAAGUUGUAAAGAGCUCAGUCAUGAUACUUAGCACACAUGCUGGCGAUACAACUUCUAUGUCCACCUCCACGUGGUCGUGUAGGAUCCGGCAGUGUUCCCAUUUUCAUGUUGCGUUUCAACCUGCUGCACGUGAUCGCAAAUGACUGCUACAAGAUGGGGCAGUUUUACUACGCGUGCAAGGCUUUCGACGUACUUGAACGGCUGGAUCCGGAUCCAGAGUUCUGGGAGGGCAAACGCGGUGCCGCAGUCGGCGUUUUUCAGCAGGUAGUGGCGGGUAAAGAAACACCUGAACGUCUGCAGGAGGUGGUCAAUUUUCUCCGGGCGACGUCAAACCCGCAGGUGGAGUACAUCAUCAAUCGCGUCAUGAAGAAGUGGGCUAAAGAAAACCGGGUCAGGCUAGAAUGAUGAAGCCCUCUAGGCUUAUGCUUUUUGAGCUGUCGUUCCUUCAAUUGUUGAAUCCUUCUUAAGUACUAGACAACAAAAAUCCCCAGUUCGUUGUAUUCGCAGAUGCUGGCCUGGCUGAGUUCUGUUCUAUGCUCACGCUCUAUUCUUAUCAGCCUAAGUAGAAACUACUAUUCGGGAUCUUCAUUCCUUCUUGUCGUAGCUAAUUUUAGUCUUUUGCGUCUCUAUGUGCGUCAGCGUAAUAUUUAUCACUUCUUUUGUAAGUGCAACUGCGCAAGUAUCUGUAUCGUCCAUGUUCUAGCGCAGCACUUCGAUUGGUUUUGUGGACUUGGGGAUGACAGGAAGCAAAACGGCCUGAAGUAGUAGUCGGGUAAUAUGAACAUAAUUUUGCAACAUCCGGUGGACUAUACCAUCGGAAAUGUCGUGAUUUAUGAUGUACAUGUGGAUGUGAUAUCCAAGUUGGUACUCGUAAAGUCACAAAAGACCACAAAUACAGAUACAGAAGAUACACACUGAUGCAGCCGACCCCGUCGAAUGUCCAAACAGGAGACUCUCUCCGAUGAAUACUUUCAAGCGAACAAACAUAUUUAUAAUUGAGUUUGAGCUUGAGGAAUACACAUACGACCAGGCCAGAUCGACAGAAAAAAAUACGAUUGCGCAGAACCAGGGUACAGGAGUCG
This is a messenger RNA of Amoebophrya sp. A25, 5667 nucleotides long. The record is from the annotation of a GenBank genome assembly. NCBI's taxonomy places the organism in Eukaryota, Dinophyceae, Syndiniales, Amoebophryaceae.